AUGCAGCAACUUUUUACACCUCCCACUGAUGUUGAAUCAAUUCAAAUAUGGGAUUGUGUAGAUGUACUUGUGGGGGAGCACAUAGGCAAGUGUGGCAUCGUGCGUUGGCUGCCCAAGAGAGGAGACAGUCUGUGGUUCCAGGACGGAACAUUGUACAUUCCGGUUCCCAUUGCAGUUGUUCAGCGGACACACCUCCCACACCUUCAGACAUUACAGUUCACGAAGGACAAGGGCUAUGAUGUCAAACCUGGAGACAUUGUGAGAGUCGCCUGUGGGCCAGAAUAUCAGAUAAAAGGGAUCGUGCGAAGCGUCGACUUUCCGAAUGCUCGUUUGACCCUACUCUCUGACAUCGAUCAUUCACUCGUUGAUGUUCCCAUCUCAUUCAUGAUGAAAAUACACAAUGCCAGCCUGGAUUCCUUCAAACAGGACAUCAGACAAGAAGUAUUCAUCAUUGGGGGUGACCAUAAGGGUUACCGAGCUACGCUCUACAGUCUCACCGUAGAGAAAUGUACAAUUGCUUUGCAUGGGCAGCAACACACUACAAUUCCACUCGAGAACGUUGCCACAAGGUAUGGAAGGAGACUAAAUGGUGCAAUGCUCGAAGGAAUAGACAUGUUGUCUUUCUGUGAGAUGCGGAGAAAAUCGUACCUAGCCCCACAACCUCGAAGUGUCACCCCCCCACCUGAAAAGGCUCACUCUAGCUCGUUGACUGCAAUUGCAGAUCCUGGCACAUUCUCAUCCGCCUGGACCAACUGGACCACCAGCCCCGAGGAUCAGGCUUGCAGUCCUUUGCCCAGCAUUAAUCCCAGCUCUUUGACUGCCGAUCCGAAACCCUGGACUGUUGAUACACUAGAUAACAUUGAUUCUCGAUCGGAGAAACUCAAAGAGGGCCCACUAGCUUGGCUAAUGACGAAGGAAUUUUCCUCCAAGUUCACCACGUAUCACGUGAUGUUAAAAGUCUCGCCCUCCUUCAUGAGAGGCAGGCUACACAAUCAAUUUGUGUCAACCGCUUGUCCUGAUCCCUUCCUCGGUCUGAAUGGACCCGCCCCCGAGGGCUGUGUUGCAGUGUUCUGUUCAUCGAACGGUGCAGGCACUGCCAUUCAGCACUAUCACAUACCUAUCACAGAUCUAAGCCCAGUUCCUCCUCGCAAAAAAAAACCAAGAGUGCAUUGUUCUAGAUGGGAGUCAUCGCGGUUCCAUCUCUACUAUAGCUAA
Suillus subalutaceus is the source of this 1215-nucleotide messenger RNA. RefSeq lists its product as uncharacterized. The coding region runs from base 1 to 1215 and encodes 404 amino acids. Lineage: Eukaryota; Fungi; Basidiomycota; Agaricomycetes; Boletales; Suillaceae. The record is from RefSeq and is a predicted model, not a curated record. The transcript is spliced from 4 exons.